AUGACCAACGACUUAGGCGGAGCUGACAAGUGCGCGUCCCCGUGUGAUGCGCGCACAUGUCCGAGUCCCAGCUGUCCGGGCGCCUCGGUCCCAGACCGCUGCAACUGCUGCCUGCUGUGCCCCCCCGGGGAGGGGGAGCCCUGCGGCCGCAGAAGUGACCUCCCCUGCGGCGAAGGGCUCGAGUGCCGUCUGUUGAGCGCGGAGAGGCGCAGAGGGACGUGCAGAUGUCGAAGUCAGCAGGAAGUGUGCGGGACGGACGGGAACACUUACCCCAGUGUGUGCAGGCUGAGAGCCGCCAGCCGGGCAGCCCAGCACCGCGGCCAAGCGGAGGUCCGACUAGAGCACAGAGGGCCCUGUGCCAACCUCAGCUCAGGACACAAAUCAGAUCAUCACAGCAGUCCUCGCUUCAAAUUCAACUUUAUUGCUGAUGUUGUGGAGCGAAUAGCUCCUGCAGUGGUUCACAUUGAACUUUUUGUGAGACAUCCCUUGUUCGGCCGCCACAUGCGCCUGUCCAGUGGCUCAGGGUUCAUUGUGACACACACUGGUGUGAUUGUCACCAAUGCCCAUGUUGUGACCACCAUUAGCCCCUCAGUGACCAGCAGACCACAACUGCGUGUCCAGCUCCAGGAUGGAGGUGCUUAUGAAGCUGUUCUCAGAGAUGUUGACAAGAAGACCGACAUCGCCACAAUCAAGAUCAGUCCACAAAAGAAGCUGCCUGUCCUCUCUUUGGGCCCCUCCUCAGACCUGAGGCCUGGGGAGUUUGUGGUGGCCAUCGGAAGCCCCUUUGCUCUUCAGAACACUGUGACCACUGGCAUCGUCAGCACCGCGCAGAGGGAUGGCAAAGAGCUGGGCAUCAAGGACUCGGACAUGGACUACAUACAGACAGACGCCAUCAUCAAUUAUGGAAAUUCAGGAGGGCCACUAGUAAAUCUGGACGGAGAAGUGAUAGGCAUCAACACUCUGAAGGUCACCGCUGGGAUCUCCUUUGCUAUUCCUUCUGACCGGAUCAGCCGCUUCCUCACGCAGUCGAAAAUCAAGCACAAGAAAAAUCGGGGAUCAAAGACUAGCAGGAAAAAAGAGAAGACGAGGCUUCAACGAUAUACCAGCGAAUCCCGGUCUGUUGAAGACGCCCCACAUGUCAAAAGGAGAUUUCUGGGUAUAAAGAUGCUCACAAUUACAGAUGAUUUAAUCGCAGAGUUGCAGCUUGAGAACUCUCAUUUUCCGUCGGUCAGUCAUGGAGUUUUGGUGCAGCAGGUCAUUCCCAACAGUCCGGCUGAAAGUGGAGGGCUGAAGCAGGGGGAUAUCAUCGUGAAAUUAAACGGCCAAACGGUCUGGAGCAUUGAGGACAUCUGGGAGGCUUUACAAAGUCAACAUCCACUGCUGUUUGAGAUUCUUCGAGGCCAUGAAAGCCUUCUCUUUCACUUAGAACCACAAGAGUGA
Messenger RNA from Knipowitschia caucasica, 1440 nucleotides. The record is from the annotation of a GenBank genome assembly. Lineage: Eukaryota; Metazoa; Chordata; Actinopteri; Gobiiformes; Gobiidae.